Uloborus diversus is the source of this 994-nucleotide messenger RNA. RefSeq names its product cuticle protein 16.8-like. Gene Ontology annotation, molecular function: structural constituent of chitin-based larval cuticle. Bases 175 to 882 code for a protein of 235 amino acids. Lineage: Eukaryota; Metazoa; Arthropoda; Arachnida; Araneae; Uloboridae. The record is from RefSeq and is a predicted model, not a curated record. The transcript is spliced from 4 exons. Gene Ontology annotation, cellular component: chitin-based extracellular matrix.
UUUAAACACACCCGGCAGCGAAACAUCGACAGUCCUCAAACGACAACACCCUCAAACAUAUAAAAAGGAAAAUUUAGACCCACUCGAAUCACAAUUUCUGCUCCACUUGAUGAGCAUCAACUGACAGUGAUACGCAUAUCAUCCAUCAACAGACGAAGGAUUCCUCUUCAUACCAUGCUUUCCCUUGUGAUAUUGUGUUGCCUUCUCUUCUCGGGUGUCCGGGGGCAAGUUUCAACAACUCUUUCAUCAACUUCCACAACCGCGCAAGUUGAAUCAGAGAAUGAGCUUGGGCAGACUGAAUCAGCUUUAAUACCAGAGAGCCAAACCAAUUACAAUACUUAUCAACUAGCAGCUCAGCAGCAACGUCCUACCUAUGUCACGGGUCGUGAUGCCCAAGGCUACUUUCCCUACGCGUUCCAAUACGUAGCUCAAUGUGAAGAUGGUUCCAGUUCACGACAGGAGUCUUCAGAUGGCAACGGACGGGUCGUUGGGUCCUACACAUUGGCUGUCGAAGAUGGCAGACGAAGAGUAGUCGACUAUGUGGCCGAUCAGGAUGGCUUCAGAGCAACUGUGGACACAAAUGAACCAGGAACCGAUGUGCAGAAUCCGGCCGACGUUGUCUUCCAUUCUGCAAGCCUGGGGGGUCGAUCGAACCAUGUUGCCCACGCUCCCACCAACACUUACAGGCCAACAACUUCUUACAGGCAAUAUCCAAGCAGAUUCUACAGUCAGGCUCAUGUUGCUAGACCUAAUUAUUAUCCAGUUGAUAAUCAUUAUUACCCCUAUAACUAUGAUUCUCAUGCCUAUCAGCACUAUGGAGGACACAAUGGCCAAGCAUCGGCAAAUUAUUAUUACAACGACCAAAGAUACCACUGGCACUGAGUGAAAAAGCUGAGGCUGUGGAAUAUGUUUCUGUUAAUGUGAAAGUUUUACUGUUCAUUGUCGACUUCCGGCUUGGUUUCGGUGAUCUGGUAAAUAAAGCAAUUUUUGAGAA